AUGGGCCGCGAGUGUGUUGCGGAAAAAAGCCCGUCCAUCUUUAAAGGCCCCCAGGCGAGUCAAGCGGGAGAGCUCUUCGAACUGGCCGUCCAGGUCUUGGGUAACGGGGAGCUCAAGAUGGACUGUGGUGUUGGACUGUUGGUGGUUGAAGACCGUCUGUUGCGAGUGAAUCGUGGCUUGUCUGGGUCCGCUGGGGAGAAGUCCAAAGGUGGCAGCAGUGGUAGCUCCGGCGACGGAGGUGCAGGCGACUGUGGUACCGGCGACUGUGGUGCCGGCGACGGAGGUGCCGGCGACGGAGGUGCCAGUGACGGCAACGGCGACGGCGCAGUCCGUUGGGCUUCUGCUAGCCUGCCGCUGUGA
This is a messenger RNA of Gaeumannomyces tritici R3-111a-1, 360 nucleotides long. RefSeq lists its product as hypothetical. NCBI's taxonomy places the organism in Eukaryota, Fungi, Ascomycota, Sordariomycetes, Magnaporthales, Magnaporthaceae. The record is from RefSeq and is a predicted model, not a curated record. The transcript is spliced from 2 exons. The coding region runs from base 1 to 360 and encodes 119 amino acids.